Molecule: messenger RNA, 447 nt
Organism: Lactuca virosa
Lineage: Eukaryota; Viridiplantae; Streptophyta; Magnoliopsida; Asterales; Asteraceae
Source: the annotation of a GenBank genome assembly
AUGUCUUCCUCCUCCGAAUCCUAUAACACCGUCGCCAUUUACCAGAAUGAAGUGAAUCAUCCCUGCUUGUGCCGUGAUCAGCCUAUGUUAAAGCUCAGAGGAGCUUGGAAGCCUAACAACCCAACUCGUCGCUUCUACAAUUGUGCAAGAUCAAUGAUAUCCAACGAUAGUUGCAACUUCUUCCAGUGGCUUGACCCAACAUUACCAAGACACUACAAGGAUACGUUAUGGAACAUGAAACUUAGGAUCAACAACCUUUUGGUUAGGAAUGGUCAAGUUGUUGAGCUGCAGAAGAAGGUGGAGAAGCAGAAUCUUCUUAGGAAAGCUGGGAAGGAACUUGUUGAAGCUAGGAUCCAAGAACUACUCAUUGAGAUUGAAAUGUUAAAAAAUGUUGUUUUGAUUGUUCUGGUCUACUUGUUGUUUGUGGUCAUGUACUUUAAGCUGUAG